AUGCAUAAGUGUGUUGCAUUGUGCUUUACGAUUCUGGCCUUCGUGCUUGCAGUCCUUUGCCCUGUCGCACAAGCCACCCUACAACCCAAAGCUCCCAAUUUCCAAUAUUUUGAAAGGCCAAAGUACAGGUACCCUUACUACGAUGAAAAUGGAAAAGGAAAACUGCUCUACGGCUAUGGAGGACCGGAACUGUAUCAGUACAAAAGCUUCUCGCCUUUGGAUGGCAUUCAUUGA
Messenger RNA from Anopheles maculipalpis, 234 nucleotides. RefSeq lists its product as uncharacterized. The record is from RefSeq and is a predicted model, not a curated record. The coding region runs from base 1 to 234 and encodes 77 amino acids. Lineage: Eukaryota; Metazoa; Arthropoda; Insecta; Diptera; Culicidae. The transcript has 3 exons.